UUCUUUUUUCAUAAACCAUGAUUCAUAAGCGAUUAACUUCAGACCCACCUCUGCAAGACCAAUUGGGAGCAUUAGUACAUGAUUCUUCCAGUGAAGUUCACGCGAAAAAAUGUGAUUAUGUAAGAGAAUGCGAACUUCCAUUGAUAGAUCUUGGGGGCUUAAUGAGUGGUGACCAGAGAAAAAAAAGAAAGUGUGUGGAAGAUAUUGCAAAAGCUUCGGCCGAAUGGGGAUUCUUUCAAGUUGUGAAUCAUGGGAUUAGUCAAGAACUUCUUGAGGAAAUGAGACGAGAACAAAUGAAGGUUUUUCAGAUGCCAUUUGAGAAAAAAGCUAGUUGUGGACUUCUAAAUGAUUCAUAUAGGUGGGGAAAUCCGACAGCUACCUCUUCUAAGCAGUUCUCAUGGUCUGAAGCUUUUCAUGUGCCUCUGACAAAGAUUUCAGAAAAAGAUUGCUACGGAGAGUACACUUCUCUAAGGGACGUAAUGGAAAACUUUGCAGCAGCAAUGGCGAAACUAGCUCGAUUACUUGCUGGAGUUCUAGCCGAGAAUCUAGGUCACCCUCAGUCAGUUUUCGACAAAAUUUGCAAUGAUAACACCUGCUUCCUUCGCUUGAAUCGCUAUCCAAAGUGUGAAAUAUCACCUGAAAUGGUUGGUUUAAUCCCUCAUACUGACAGUGACUUUCUCACCAUUCUGUAUCAAGAUCAAGUUGGGGGGUUACAGUUGAUGAAGGAUUCCAAAUGGGUUGCAGUAAAACCGCACCGAGAAGCUUUAAUUGUUAACAUUGGAGAUCUUUUCCAGGCUUGGAGCAAUAAUGAAUAUAAGAGUGUCGAACACAAAGUGAUGGCUAAUGCAAAAAUGGAGAGAUAUUCAAUUGCUUACUUUCUAUGCCCUUCUUAUGAUUCCAUGAUAGGAAGUUGUAAGGAGCCUUCUCUCUACAAAAAAUUUACCUUCGGAGAAUUCAGAAAACAAGUUCAAGAAGAUGUGAAGAAAACGGGACAAAAAAUUGGCCUUGCAAGAUUUCUGCUUUAAGGGACCAUCCAUAAAUCAUACUUCCAUUUUCUGACACAAAUUAGUUCACGGGUCUUUCAGAACUAAGCUAGAGCUGAUUCAGGGGACAAGUUUUCUCAUAGAGGAAAAAGCAAUCCAGAUAAAAAUUCUGACCCUGGCAAACUUGAGCUAGAAGUAUCCAUUUCUCCACUUCCGUCCUACAUAUCUUUUAAAAUAUAUACCUUCUUAGUAGUACAUACAUUUUUAUAUACAAAAAUACAUAUACGCCAUAGUUUUAUAUCCUUCAUUUCCAUGGACGACUAGUUUAGUAAUCUUUGAUUUUUUGACAAUGCUAAUUUCCAGCAUAAACAUAUACAGACAAUAUCUGAUCCUGCCCUGAUUAUACUCACAAAAUUAAUUUUUACACUGCACAAGCAAAAUAAGGGAAUGAAAGAUAGGUAUAUUAAAAGAUAGAGCAUGUUCAAAAGUUGACUCUUGUGUUGUAUUGUUACAAUUUGUUAGGAAGUAUAUAUUAAUGUAAGUUUCAUUUUAUUCUAUUUAUAAUACUAUAUUUU
This is a messenger RNA of Papaver somniferum (opium poppy), 1558 nucleotides long. RefSeq names its product gibberellin 2-beta-dioxygenase 6-like. The record is from RefSeq and is a predicted model, not a curated record. NCBI's taxonomy places the organism in Eukaryota, Viridiplantae, Streptophyta, Magnoliopsida, Ranunculales, Papaveraceae. The coding region runs from base 18 to 1025 and encodes 335 amino acids. Gene Ontology annotation, molecular function: dioxygenase activity. The transcript is spliced from 3 exons.